GGAGCAAGAUGGCCGCCACUAAGCGAGUUCUCUAUGUGGGUGGCCUUGCAGAGGAGGUGGAUGAGAAGGUCCUUCACGCCGCUUUUAUUCCUUUUGGAGACAUCACAGACAUUCAGAUACCACUGGAUUAUGAAACAGAAAAGCACCGAGGAUUUGCAUUUGUUGAAUUUGAGUUGGCAGAGGAUGCAGCAGCAGCAAUUGAUAACAUGAAUGAGUCUGAGCUGUUUGGAAGGACAAUUCGGGUCAAUUUGGCUAAACCAAUGAAAAUUAAAGAAGGCUCUUCUAGACCAGUGUGGUCAGAUGAUGAGUGGUUGAAGAAAUUUUCUGGGAAGACACUUGAGGAGAAUAAAGAAGAAGGGGCAUCAGAGCCUCCCAAGUCGGAAGCCCAGGAGGGAGAGCCCCCAGCCAAAAAGGCUAGAGCAAAUCCUCAGGUGUACAUGGAUAUCAAGAUUGGAAAUAAGCCUGCCGGACGAAUCCAAAUGCUUCUGCGCUCUGAUAUUGUUCCCAUGACAGUAGAGAAUUUCCGUUGUCUGUGUACCCACGAAAAGGGCUUUGGCUUCAAGGGAAGCAGUUUCCACCGUAUCAUCCCCCAGUUCAUGUGUCAGGCUGGGGAUUUCACCAACCACAAUGGCACUGGGGGCAAAUCUAUCUAUGGGAAAAAGUUUGAUGAUGAGAACUUCAUUCUGAAACAUACAGGACCAGGGCUGCUCUCCAUGGCAAAUUCUGGUCCAAAUACCAAUGGCUCCCAGUUCUUUAUUACUUGCGACAAGACAGACUGGCUGGAUGGGAAACACGUGGUCUUUGGCGAAGUCACUGAAGGCAUGGAUGUGGUACAGAAGAUUGAGGCUCAAGGCAGCAAAGACGGGAAGCCCAAACAGAAAGUGAUCAUCUCUGACUGCGGAGAGUACGUGUGAGGCCUCCCUUCCUUCUCUUCCUGGACCUGAGCCGAUGACGUGGAAGUGAGCCGGAAGGAGCCUGGGGAUGCCCAGGCCGGAAGUGGCUCAGCCAGCCUGGGAAGGUGGCCCGAAGCUCGGCAGCCUCCCGGGCUUUCUUGUGGGCACUUUAGCACCGCGGGGCUGUGGAAACCGAGAAACCUUGGGGAGAGCAAGGAGAGAAGAUGGCAGAUGGGCUUAGUGACCAUCCUGGCAUCGGGAGCCUCUCGCUUUGGGCCUUUUCUAGUUCUGCAAGGAUGGUUUUGGGGUCAUCUUUAUUUUGUAAAAAUAAAUUCUAAUUUUUCUA
Gracilinanus agilis (Agile Gracile Mouse Opossum) is the source of this 1239-nucleotide messenger RNA. It is a transcript of the gene PPIE, whose product is annotated as peptidylprolyl isomerase E. Lineage: Eukaryota; Metazoa; Chordata; Mammalia; Didelphimorphia; Didelphidae. The record is from RefSeq and is a predicted model, not a curated record. The coding region runs from base 9 to 914 and encodes 301 amino acids. Gene Ontology annotation, biological process: protein folding; protein peptidyl-prolyl isomerization. Gene Ontology annotation, cellular component: intracellular membrane-bounded organelle. Gene Ontology annotation, molecular function: RNA binding; peptidyl-prolyl cis-trans isomerase activity. The transcript has 10 exons.